AGUCACAGCAAUGCGCUGGUGGCGCCAGUUACUGCGGAGUUCACUUCCGUGUCUUUAUUUUGUAAAUAGAAGAGUAUUUCAUUGAUACGAUUUUCUUUGUUUUCGCACACGAUGUGGGCAUUGAAUGGAAAGUUUCUGAAGAAAAUGCGCGCCACCUCGAAGUCAUAUCAAGUUCACAAAAAACGUACAAUAAUCGGAAUCCACCGUUGACUUCCGAUCAACCCAAUCAACUCGACAAUCAUUGAAAAAGGAUGGACCAUUCGAAGCUGACCUCCCAAUUACCAAACCAAACCGAAUUCGUAGACUACGUAGCUUUCAAUCACAGCAGCGAAACAGCGCUGAGAAUACUCCUGGACCAAGAACAGAACCAUGUCGGCCCGUGGUUCUUCUACGUCUUCGUCGUCGUUAAACUGACGGUAAUGGCGUUCAUCAUAAUGGCGGCCGUAUUCGGCAAUCUGCUGGUUAUUGUUUCGGUGAUGCGACACAGAAAAUUAAGGGUGAUCACGAAUUAUUUCGUAGUGAGUUUGGCGUUCGCGGACAUGUUGGUGGCCAUUGGAGCCAUGUGUUUUAGUUUCAGUGUGGAGAUCACCGGGGGCCACUGGGUGUUCGGGUACUUCAUGUGCGAUGUGUGGAACUCUUUAGACGUCUAUUUUUCGACGGCUUCCAUACUCCACUUGUGCUGCAUCAGUGUUGACAGGUACUACGCUAUUGUUCAACCACUGGACUACCCAUUGAUAAUGACCAACUCCAGGCUAGCUCUGAUGCUGACAGUGGUAUGGUGCAGUCCAGCAAUACUCUCCUUCCUUCCCAUCUUCAUGGGGUGGUACACGACAAACGAACACCUGGAGUAUAGGAGAACAAAUCCAUCACACUGUUCUUUCACUGUCAACAAGACGUAUUCCCUCAUCUCUUCCAGUAUAAGCUUUUGGUUGCCUGGACUAGUCAUGAUCUUCAUGUACUACAAGAUAUACCAGGAGGCUGACAGACAGGAGAUGAUGUUGUACAGGAGUAAAGUUGCAGCAGCUCUCCUAAACAAACAUCUACAGAUCAACGGCAUAUCAACAAACAUAACCUCUCUGAGACAAUCUAUGGAACUGAACUAUCAAGAUAAUCCACGAAAUACUUCAGAUCCAGGUACCUGCAGCAAGAUGAGACGAGAAAGAAAAGCAGCAAGAACAUUGGGUAUCAUAGUUUCAGUGUUCAUGGCGUGUUGGCUUCCUUUUUUUCUAUGGUACGUAAUAACGACAAUCUGCGGUUCCACAGUGUGCUACAGCCCACCCUGGAUAAUCACACUGAUGUUUUGGGUGGGUUACUUCAACUCAGCCCUGAAUCCACUCAUCUACGCCUACUUCAACAGAGAAUUCAGGGUAGCUUUCAAGAAGACCCUCCUAGGUUGUUGUCACCUCAACAGCAGGAUAGCUUGUUGGUCAUGGCUGAGAGAUGGUCGAGACCAGCCAAUCAACUAUAGCAACCAAUCUAGCGAGAUGCAAACCAACCAUCCUUUGAGGAACGACUUCAGGAAAGACUUCAGCUUCAACAUAUCCGAAGGAGAGAUCAUCAAUGUGCAGAGAGAGGCUGGUGUCUGAAUCUUUUUGGAAUAAUAGCACAGCUCAACGAACGUUUUGGUCGACAGAGUUAGAAGAUUUAGUUGACGUUUAGUCUACAUUGUCGUGAAUUGUAAGUCGAGACUGGAUUUCUCCAAAUUAGUUGUUUCCCUCUGGAUAUGGUAUCUUUAGGUACUUUAGCUAUCAGAUGAUGGAGUUUAGGUGAUUCCUUCCCUCCACUUUUGUCUGGUAUGAUUCAGGUUCGAUCUAUUGCUGGUAAUCAAGCGCUAUGAACAAGGUAUUAAUUGGUAACUCUUCCCCUGCUGUUGGUGUUAUUGGAAUGCUUGUAUCAUUCGAUAGCUUCUAAAUUCAUCCUUGAGUAGUGAGCUCAUAAAGUUUCAGAGUAUUUCUGCUUUCGAGAACAAGAUAUUGUACCUGUUGGUCCAAACAUAUUUGGCCAGUGAGGAUUCAAUAGUUUGAAUCAAUCGUCAAUACCGUAUCAUGUACUCUGCUCAGCCUUGAAAAGAGGGUCAUGUUUAUCCCAGGCACUUCUCAAGGUGUAUUCCAGUUUUUUUAUCGGUUUGUUAACUGAUUCUAUGUUUCGCAUAUGAAGCUUUCCUAUUUUGCCAGUCACCAAAGGCGUGGAAAGUAAGUAAGCUUCUUCCUUGGCAAUUAUUUCUGUAGCCAAUGGACAGGAAAGCUUGUCUCAGGUUAUCUAGCAUAUGGGUUACCUUGCAACUUUGAAAUAGUUUACAUCUGGACUAAAGAAAGAAGAAUUCAUACCCGAACAGUGCUGCCGAUUGAUUCAAACGGAUAAGAUAAGACACAUUUGCAGAAAUUUCCGAAAACGGACACACCUCCUUAUAAUCGGAAACAGAUAGUCUAUCAAACAUCAAAAUUACCUACUCAAGGAUGGAAAUGGAAUCUAUCGAAAUGUACAAGCAUUCCAAAAACAUUAUCAAGAGAGAAGAGACACAAAUAUCGUAACAUCUGUUGACCAACAAUAGAUACUCAUCGAACUAAACCAGCAAGAAGUGGAGUCAAAUGAACAACCAAUCAACUCUACAACUAAUGGAGAACGUAUAAAUUCUGUAUCUAGAUGAAAUCAACUAAUUCGGAGAGAUAUAUUGUGUUACAGUAUAUGACAAAAAAACCUCUGAAGAUGCCUACCGGAAUCGUAAGUGAAACUUUGUACGAAAACCCGAUAAGACCACAGCUAAAAAGCUCGACAUUUUCUAACUCUGUUGAACAAUCACUAUACAUUUUGGUGCCUGGUAUUUUGAGACAUUUUCGACAUUUGGUAUGAUGAUCCGAUAAAACAAACGUAUCAAAUUCGGGUUAAUUUCGAAAUGCAAAGGUAGAAAUAUAAUUUUCUAUAAUCUUGCAGCCAAAGUUUAGGUGAUAAUUGUAAUACACUUUUGAGAGUAUUCUCUAAUACUCAACCCAAGAUCUAUAGAUUACAGAGGUUGUCUCGUAACUUAAGUUAAAGAGUGUGGGUAACUCGUCAUUCGGUUGUCAUAUCGCCAUUGGCCAAACUAUAUGGAUUAUAGACGUUGCCUCGUUACUUCAACCAAUCAGCGUCAACCUUUUGUGACGUACCAGGUAGCCCUAUUCAAGUUGAAAAUAAUGAGGCAACCUUUCUAAUCUAUAGACUUAAAUUACUUUAAAAUACUCAACGAACCAAAGAUUGCAUGGAUAUUCAGGGUAAAUAGAAUAAAAAUUCCAGGUUUUCAUCAUAAAACCUAGAUUUGUCACAUUGAAAUCUUAGUAUUUUUAAUGGAGCACGACAAAUAUAAUUGAAUGAAGUUCUCAAUUAACCAGCACCUUGAAGAAAAAAGUUUUUUGAGCUGUGUUGUCCAAGUUAACAGGAUUUCGUGCGAGUAGUUUAGAGAAAAAACACAGUCGAUCGAAAACAAUCACAUCCCCUACCCUACAAUAAAGCAGUGCCUGACAUAACAUCCAAAUUGAUCCUAUCUCGAAACGAAAAAAGAAAAUUAGGAAACUAAACUCUCCAAUCAUUGAACUGGGCUCAAAUUAAUGAGUUAAUAGUUUUUUUUUCAGAUACGCUUCCUUUGAAUAUUGACUACAUAACUUCUCCUACAUUUAACCAAUUGUGAUUUCGAUGGAGGGUACAAAAAAGACGAAAACGGUAACAAUGUUUAAUAUAACAACUUCGAAACAUACAUUUUUCAAUUAAAAUAAGAAAUAUGAGACAUCGGAAGCGUUUUUUGAAA
Molecule: messenger RNA, 3778 nt
Organism: Harmonia axyridis
Lineage: Eukaryota; Metazoa; Arthropoda; Insecta; Coleoptera; Coccinellidae
Product: octopamine receptor beta-1R-like
Exons: 5
Coding region: 252-1586 (444 amino acids)
Biological process (GO): adenylate cyclase-activating adrenergic receptor signaling pathway
Cellular component (GO): membrane
Molecular function (GO): octopamine receptor activity
Source: RefSeq, a predicted model, not a curated record